AUGAGUUGUGAGGAAUCUUGGAGAAACAAAGUGGAGAAUUUACAGAAAGAUAUAGAGAAUAUGAAGAAGACUCAUGAGGAACAGAUGCAUCAGCUUUAUGCUAAGGUGAAAGUAGCUGUGGCGCGAAAAGACUCAGCCAUACAAGCGCUAACAAGAGAAACGGCGAAAUAUCAAGAGAAAAUAACGAUAUUAGAACAAAAACUACAACAGCAGAGGAAAGAUUUUCUAAAAUCGAAAUAA
This is a messenger RNA of Danaus chrysippus (African queen), 240 nucleotides long. The record is from the annotation of a GenBank genome assembly. NCBI's taxonomy places the organism in Eukaryota, Metazoa, Arthropoda, Insecta, Lepidoptera, Nymphalidae.